This is a messenger RNA of Spizellomyces punctatus DAOM BR117, 1433 nucleotides long. RefSeq lists its product as uncharacterized. The coding region runs from base 59 to 319 and encodes 86 amino acids. The record is from RefSeq and is a predicted model, not a curated record. Lineage: Eukaryota; Fungi; Chytridiomycota; Chytridiomycetes; Spizellomycetales; Spizellomycetaceae. The transcript is spliced from 2 exons.
ACUUUCUCCUUUCGACAUCUGCCGUCAACGUUCCCUCUUCUACAUCCGCCGCAGAAGUAUGAAAGACAUCGCCGAGCCUCUCAUACCCCACAAGUACUUUACUGGGCAACACCCGCAAGUAUGGAGCCCCCAACAGUUUUGGGCUAACGGCGGAUCAAAGUUGGAACACCCCGCGAAUGUCUAUUACCGCUCAUUGGAGCAUAUCAGGAAUAAUGAAGAAGGUUUUGCCGCCGAGCGGGCAGCUCAAUUGCUGGACAAAUAUGAUUCUGUCAUCUUUAGACUUAAGGGCCGGAAACAUGGAUGCAUUUCGCGUUGUUGAAUUGGCAGUUGAAUCGACGAGCAAAGACAUAUCCUGCUCCACCGGUCUACCAAACAGUAUGCCAACCUCUUAAUAUCUGAUAGUAUCUCCGUCAAGGUACGUAACUAACAAGCCUGAAACGUCUAUUGUGCCUCCGGAGAUGAACGUGUUGUGUCCGUGGGAGAAGCGUCACGUCCACGGACACGACACGUUCAUCUCCCACGUCUGGCAUAGCUAGGGGUUUGGUCGUUCACGUCCGCGACGCGCCCUGUAAGGAGGCCGUCCGAGGGGUCUGUCGCGUCCACGGACACAACGCGUCCAUCUUCCAUGUCUGGCGCAGCAAGGGGUUUGGUCGUUCACGUCCGCGACGCGCCCUAUGAGGAGGCCGUCCCAGGGGUUUGUUGCGUCCGCGUAGCAAGGGCGUUUGGUUGUUCACGUCCGCGGACACGCCGACGGGGUACGUGGUUUUCACUGGGCGAACAUCACAUUGCAUGGCAGGCUUGAUGUUGUCCCACCGUCAUAUCCUUCUUUUGUAUCGUUAAGCGGCAUCCACCCGGUAAGUGUGCGAUCAGAGAAUGGAUGGGUGAGAAAUCCUCCGGCGAGAGGAACCACGAAUGCAAUAGUUGUCGCUUUUUCCCUUCGCACGUACCUGCUGGAAGGUGCCAUCUUACGACUUUGGGAUAGCAUCUUUCACUACAGAGGCGUUACCUCUUGCCCACGGAAAUUACGCAAGAUGUUGCGGAAAGGAUGUGCUUUGACGCAUCUGACUAAACCUCUGAAGUUGCUACGACACCUGGGGCUUCUGACACAGCUAGGGGUCGAUGACCGCCUUUGUUGGAUUCGCCGUCGUUGCAUUUUCCCGGUUGGUGUUGCAAGGUGAUGAACCCGCGCUUUUGCGUGUCGUCGACUGCACCUUACCACUGCGGGUACUUUUCUGGAGGGACUGAUGGUAGAUGAAAGAUCCCUUUAGGGGUUGUCGGGACCUAUGACAAAGUAGAGACAAUGCUGGUGAAUAUGCAUUUGAGAUACUUUUUCGUCUUGUAUCUCGCCCAUUACUGUUGCAAAUCAAUAAAUUAGUGAUUGCUGAACAUUAUGGGCAACUGGCAACUCAGAAUAGACACUAUAUUGUGCUCAG